Xenopus laevis (African clawed frog) is the source of this 3444-nucleotide messenger RNA. RefSeq names its product kinesin light chain 1 (gene klc4.S). Gene Ontology annotation, molecular function: kinesin binding. Lineage: Eukaryota; Metazoa; Chordata; Amphibia; Anura; Pipidae. Gene Ontology annotation, cellular component: kinesin complex; cytoskeleton; cytoplasm. Gene Ontology annotation, biological process: microtubule-based movement. The record is from RefSeq and is a predicted model, not a curated record. The transcript is spliced from 15 exons. The coding region runs from base 223 to 2109 and encodes 628 amino acids.
AUGGCGGCGAUUCCACAUUUGCAGCACGCCCUCGGGUUCCCCUCAUCAACAGGUCGUCAUUGGUAGUGACAGAGGGGCACGUGACCAGGGAGCCGGCGGAUGACAACAAUGCAGCGCAAAGGAUUGUGGGAAUCUUGAGGAGCCAGAAGAGAGGAGGAUCCAUAUCUGCCCCAGGAAGGGAAACUGCUUCACUGUAGCCCGUCUGAGAGCAUUUCUGUAAUCAUGUACCCGCGGGAAGAGAAGUUGGACAAACUGUCCCAGGAGGAAAUUAUCUCCAACACAAAGCUGGUGAUGCAGGGCUUGGAGGCUCUUCGCAAUGAGCACAACUCCAUCUUGCACAGCCUUCUGGAGACCAUCAAGUGUCUGAAAAAGGAUGAAGAGGCCAACCUGGUGCACGAGAAGUCUAGCCUCCUGCGCAAAUCCGUGGAAAUGAUUGAACUUGGCCUUGGGGAGGCGCAGCUAAUGAUGGCACUAUCCAAUCACCUGACUGCAGUGGAGUCCGAAAAGCAGAAACUGAGAGCACAGGUCAGGCGCUUGUGUCAGGAGAACCAGUGGCUACGAGAUGAACUGGCAAACACUCAGCAGAAGCUGCAGCACAGUGAACAAAAUGUGGCCCAAUUGGAAGAGGAGAAGAAACACCUGGAGUUCAUGAACCAACUUAAGAAGUACGAUGAGGAUGUCUCUCCUACGGAGGAGAAGGAGGGGGAUUCUGGCAAAGACAAUCUGGAUGAGCUGUUUCCUAAUGAAGAGGAUGAUUCUGGACAAGGAAUUCCUCACCAGCACAGCAGUGCAGCAGCCGCGGCCCAGCAGGGUGGAUAUGAAAUACCGGCCCGACUUCGCACGCUCCAUAAUCUGGUGAUACAGUAUGCAUCUCAGGGCCGCUAUGAAGUGGCUGUACCACUCUGCAAGCAAGCGCUGGAAGACCUGGAAAAAACCUCUGGCCACGACCAUCCUGAUGUGGCAACUAUGCUAAACAUCUUGGCUCUGGUGUACAGGGACCAGAACAAAUACAAAGAGGCUGCUCAUCUUCUGAAUGAUGCCCUGUCCAUAAGGGAGAAAACUCUUGGCAAGGACCACCCAGCUGUUGCUGCAACCCUCAAUAAUCUGGCUGUUCUUUAUGGCAAAAGAGGCAAAUACAGAGAAGCAGAACCGCUGUGUAAGCGAGCACUUGAGAUAAGAGAAAAGGUGCUGGGAAAGGAUCACCCUGAUGUUGCCAAGCAACUGAAUAACUUGGCACUUCUUUGCCAGAACCAAGGAAAAUAUGAUGAAGUGGAAUAUUAUUACUGUAGAGCUCUUGAGAUCUAUCAAGCUCGUCUUGGUCCCGAUGACCCAAAUGUUGCCAAGACCAAGAAUAACCUAGCCUCUUGUUACCUGAAGCAAGGGAAGUACAAGGCAGCAGAGCAGCUGUACAAGGAUAUUCUUACUCAAGCUCAUGUCAAGGAGUUCGGCUCUGUGGAUGAUGAUCACAAGCCAAUCUGGAUGCAUGCAGAGGAGAGGGAGGAGAUGAGUAAGACUCCACACAAUGACAGCACACCCUACUCUGAAUAUGGAGGCUGGUACAAAGCAUGCAGAGUGAACAGCCCCACAGUGAACACAACACUACGCAACCUGGGAGCACUAUAUCGCCGACAGGGCAAGCUGGAAGCAGCUGAAACAUUGGAGGAUUGUGCUCAGCGCUCACGCAGACAGGGUCUGGAUCCAGCCAAUCAGACAAAGGUGGCUCAGCUGCUGAAAGAGGGUGACACACCUGAGCAGCGACGGAAGGGUCGGGAAACCCCCCGGAGUAGUGUGAAGUAUGAGAGUGGAACAGAGGGGGGAGAAGAAGUGAGUAUGGGAGGAGUUGAGUGGAGUGGGGAUGGCAGUGGGAUGCUAAGGCGCUCUGGUUCUCUUGGCAAGAUCCGUGAUGUUCUGCGCAGAAGCAGUGAAAUGUUGGUGAAGAAACUGCAAGGAGCAGCUCCCCCAGAACCUCGCAGCACAAAUAUGAAGAGAGCAGCUUCCCUCAACUAUCUCAAUAAAUCCAGCGAUGAGACCUUCCAGGUUUCUCAGAAUCUUCUGUCCGAGACGCGGGGGCUGAGCGCCAGCAAUAUAGACUUGUCGUCCCACAGCUAAAGAGAACGUUCUGUACCCAAACAACUCUGUGACCCAAACACUAACAGAGACUCCCUAGUAGGACCUGCCAUUCCGCACUGACCUAAGGGAAUCUCCUUUUGAUUCUCAUGCAUUCUCUACGCUUGAAUUCCCACAACCCAAAAGUAUGAAUGAGCACUGAGACCCCUCCGCAACUCGGAAUAAGUCCCACCAAGAGGCACUAGGACUUACCUGGGGACAACACAGAAGCCUUUAUGGACACUAAUAGGGGAGCACUGCUGUCCCAAGCACCAGUAGGAGGAGAGCACUUCUGCCCCAGGGACAAAUACUAGAGCCCUGUACCCCUCAGCCAUGGAAUUCUUGUAUAAAGGUACCAAUCCAUUCCUGUCUGGGCCAGUUGGAGGGCAAUGCAAAACAACACUUAUUUAAUUUUUCUACAGAUCCAAUGGCCUUUAACCCCAGCCUCUCCUUAUAAUGGUACCAGCCCAUUUGAUGGCUCCAAUAGGAGAACAUUAUCACCCCCAGCCACCACAUUACUGCAUAACAGUAGCAACCCCUGGAAUGGUUCACUGGCACUAAUGGGGGAGCACUACAGGCACCUUAUUAUUUUUCCCUGUGCCCAAUAUUUAUAGAUUAAUGCUAGGAUUGUGGUACCAGGACUGUACCCGGUAUUUAUAGGGUGUUCUAGACUUCUAGAAUUAUAAAAAGUAAGGCCAGACUGGGGGACCCCUAUAUUUAAAAGCUGAUUAUUUGGGGGACACCUUAUAAUGACUGAGAAAGUAUAUGGGGGCCCCCCAGCCGCUGGAAAGUCCUUCCUGCUGAGAUUUCUGGUCUUAUUAAUAACCAAAAACACUCCAUUUGCUUCCUCUUACCUCUCCAGUGUCCAGCCUUUUUUUUGUGGCCCCUCUAUUCUCCGCAAUCAGCAUGGGAGCGCCUAACACCCCCCCCCCAACGGCGUGUGCAUGAUAGUAGAGUCUGAACUGUAGGACCAUUAGAUUCAGUAGAAGCCGAAUGCUAUGCACCCCUUCCUAGAAUGUGGCUUCUCAGAAGCCUGCACUGCUAUAACUCUCUGUCCCCAUGUAUACUGCUGUCCUGCACCCCGAAAUUAAGCCUUACAAAUGUGGGGCUCCCCAUGCUUUCUCUGCCUUCUUGUAAUGCCCCACCCUGCUUCCCCCAAUGUCUUGUUGCUGUACCCUGCCGCAGCAUUGUUCUCCUCUGGCGAAUCUAGGGGGCAUUUUUAUAUUUAUACUGUCUACCAAUCAUUGCUCUUUGUCUGCCUCCCCACCCCAGUGACCCCAUCCUUCUGAUUUUAUCUGUAUAAGAAGCUCAGGAAAAUAAAGAUUCUCACAAAUAUGA